GAAACGGCUCCUGCAGGAGGAGGAGGCGCGGUCGGACGGACGGCCCGGGCAAGGCGCAACUUCCCAGCCGGCAGCAGCGCCGUCUCGGCUGCCGGGAAGUGAAGCGGGGGCCCCCCAAGCGAGAGCCCGCCGGGGCUGCGACCCGCUGAGCAUGGCGGAGGAGCCCGGAGGAGCCGCGGAGGCCGGAGGAGGCUGAGCCGGAGGAGCCGCCCAGACGGGGCGAGAGCAGCGCCCGGCCGGCCAGCCCCGGCGGCACCAUGGCCCGCUGGAUCCCCACCAAGCGCGAGAAGUACGGCGUCGCCAUCUAUAAUUACGAUGCUGUUCAGGAUGUGGAGCUCUCCUUGCAGGUUGGUGACACGGUUCACAUUCUGGAGAUGUACGAAGACUGGUACAGGGGAUACACACUCCGAAACAAAUCCAAAAAGGGUAUCUUCCCAUCAACAUACAUUCAUCUGAAAGAGGCAACUGUGCAAGAUGGCGGACAACAUGAGACAGUAAUCCCUAGUGAGCUGCCCUUGGCCCAGGAACUUACCUCCACGCUGCGGGAGUGGGCAGUCAUCUGGCACCGGCUGUAUGUGGAGAACAAUAAGACCUUGUUCCGCCAUGUGCAACAGAUGACCUAUAGCCUCAUUGAAUGGAGGUCCCAGAUACUCUCAGGCACACUCCCCAAAGAUGAACUGGCUGACCUCAAGAAGAAAGUCACGUCGAAAAUAGACUAUGGGAAUCGGAUUUUGGGGCUGGAUUUGGUGGUCCGUGAUGACAAUGGCAACAUCCUGGAUCCAGAUUCUACCAGCACGAUUGCGCUCUUUAAGGCUCACGAGACCGCAUCCAGAAGAGUGGAUGAAAGGAUCCAAGAGGAAAAGUCACUUCAGCAGAGUUUGGACCUGCGGGGCCAGUCUAUCUUCAACACAACCCACACAUACACCCUGUACAUUAACUUCAAGAACUUUGUCUGUAACAUCGGUGAGGAUGCAGAGCUGCUCAUGAGUCUCUACGAUCCUGAUCAAUCCAAGUUCAUUAGUGAGAACUACUUGGUUCGUUGGGGAAGUUGCGGGAUGCCAAAGGAAAUUGAAAAGCUUAAUAACCUCCAGGCUGUCUUUACGGACCUCAGCAGUUCUGACUUGAUCCGGCCUAGGAUCAGCCUGGUGUGCCAGAUUGUGAGAGUUGGCCACAUGGAGCUGAAAGAAGGCAAGAAGCACACCGGUGGGCUCCGGAGACCCUUUGGAGUGGCCGUGAUGGAUAUCACGGACAUCAUCCAUGGAAAGGUGGACGAUGAAGAGAAGCAACAUUUUAUUCCCUUCCAGCAGAUCGCGAUGGAGACAUACAUCAGGCAACGGCAGUUAAUCAUGGCCCCUUUAAUAACCUCUCAUGUGAUUGGAGAGAAUGAACCUUUGACUUCUGUCUUCAACAAAGUCAUUGCUGCCAAGGAAGUGAAUCACAAAGGGCAAGGGCUCUGGGUCGCUCUGAAACUGCUGCCCGGUGAUCUUAGUCAGGUUCAGAAGGACUUCUCCCAUCUGGUUGACAGAUCUACAGCUGUGGCCCGCAAGAUGGGAUUCCCCGAGAUUAUCCUACCUGGCGAUGUUCGGAAUGACAUCUAUGUCACCCUGAUGCAUGGAGAGUUUGACAAAGGGAAGAAGAAGACUCCCAAGAAUGUAGAAGUCACCAUGUCUGUCCACGAUGAAGAGGGCAAUCUUUUAGAGAAAGCUGUCCACCCAGGUGCUGGUUAUGAAGGCAUCUCUGAAUACAAGUCUGUUGUUUAUUAUCAAGUCAAGCAGCCUUGCUGGUAUGAAACUGUAAAGGUUUCCAUAGCAAUAGAAGAGGUCAGCCGUUGUCAUUUGAGGUUUACCUUCCGUCAUCGAUCGUCACAGGAAUCUCGCGAUAAAUCUGAGAAGGCUUUUGGAGUAGCCUUCGUGAAACUGAUGAAUGCAGAUGGUACCACCUUGCAAGAUGGCAGACAUAACUUGAUAGUCUACAAGGGUGAGAACAAGAAAAUGGAAGAUGCUAAGUUUUACUUGACGCUUCCUGGCACCAAAGUGGAAAUGGAGGACAGGGACGGCCUUCUGUCCAAGCACCUACAUUAUGGGGCCAACUUUACCCCAACCAAAGACAGCUUUCAGAUUGCAAUGCUCAUCUGCUCUACUAAACUGACACAGAAUGUUGACCUGCUGGGGCUGCUGAACUGGCGUUCCAAUGCCCAGAACAUAGAGCACAAUCUGAAGAAGCUAAUGGAGGUAGAAGGAGGAGAAAUUGUGAAGUUCUUGCAAGAUACACUCGAUGCACUCUUUAACAUAAUGAUGGAGAUGUCUGACAAUGAAUCCUAUGACUUCCUUGUGUUUGAUGCCCUGGUAUUUAUUAUUUCCCUGAUUGGAGACAUCAAGUUCCAGCAUUUUAACCCUGUCCUUGAAACCUACAUUUACAAGCACUUCAGUGCCACCCUAGCUUACGUAAAACUUUCCAAGGUUCUGAACUACUACGUAGGAAACGCAGAUGACUCCAGCAAGACAGAAUUGCUUUUUGCUGCUCUCAAAGCCUUGAAGUACCUGUUCCGGUUCAUCAUUCAGUCAAGGGUGUUGUACCUACGGUUUUACGGGAAAAGUGAAGAUGGGGAUGAGUUCAACAAUGCAAUCCGGAAGCUGUUCCUCUCAUUUAACAUCCUUAUGGACCGGCCUCUUGAGGAAGCUGUCAAGAUCAAGGGUGCUGCUUUAAAGUAUUUGCCAAGCAUCAUCAAUGAUGUCAAACUGGUAUUUGAUCCAGUUGAGCUCAGCAUCCUCUUCAGCAAAUUCAUUCAAAGCAUCCCUGAUAACCAGCUGGUUCACCAGAAGCUCAACUGCAUGACCAAGGUUGUGGACAGUGAUCUGUUCCGCCAAGCUGAGUGCCGAGAUGUUCUCCUGCCUCUGCUGGUCGACCAGUUAAGUGGGCAGCUGGAUGAUAAUUCCACCAAACCGGAUCAUGAAGCCUGUUCGCAGCUCCUUAACAAUAUUCUGGAGGUCUUGGAUCGGAAGGAGGUGGGCCCCACCGCUGCCCACAUCCAGCUGAUUAUGGAGCGUCUGCUGAGGAGGAUAAACCGGACCGUGAUUGGCAUGAGUCGAGAGUCUCCUCACAUUGGCAGUUUUGUAGCCUGCAUGACGGCCAUUCUGAGGCAAAUGGAGGAUUCCCAUUAUAACCACUACAUCAGCACUUUCAAAACCAGACAAGACCUGAUUGAUUUCCUGAUGGAAACCUUCAUCAUGUUUAAAGAUCUGAUUGGAAAGAACGUCUAUGCAAGUGACUGGAUGGUCAUGAACAUGAUGCAGAGCAAGACUUUCCUUCGCGCCAUAAACCAAUAUGCCUCUAUGCUCAACCGCUUCUUUUUGGACCAGGCAAGCUUUGAACUGCAGCUGUGGAAUAAUUACUUUCACCUGGCUGUAGCCUUUCUUACUCAUGAAUCCCUUCAACUGGAGAACUUCUCCCAAGCGAAACGGAGCAAGAUUGUCAAGAAGUAUGGGGAUAUGAGGAAGGAUAUUGGCUUCAAAAUAAGAGAUAUGUGGUAUAACCUAGGACCGCACAAGAUUAAGUUCAUCCCUUCUAUGGUUGGCCCUAUCCUGGAGGUGACCUUGACUCCUGAGCCUGAACUGAGGAAGUCAACCAUCCCGAUUUUCUUUGACAUGAUGCAGUGCGAGUACAACUUCAGUGGGAGCAGGGGCUUCUAUAUGUUUGAAAAUGAGUUGAUCACCAAACUGGAUCAGGAAGUUGAAGGGGGUCGAGGGGAUGAACCGUACAAGGUUUUGCUGGAGAAACUCCUGUUGGAGCAUUGUCGGAAGCACAAAUACCUCUCCAGCUCAGGCGAAGUGUUUGCUCUCCUGGUCAGCAGCCUGUUAGAAAACCUCUUGGAUUAUCGGACUAUCUUGCACGAUGGGAGCAAAGAAAACCGCAUGAGCUGUACUGUCAACUUACUGAAUUUCUAUAAAGAAAAGAAGAGAGAGGAUAUAUACAUCAGGUACUUGUAUAAACUCCGGGACCUGCACACAGGUUCAGAAAACUUUACUGAAGCAGCAUACACACUUCUUCUCCAUGCUGAGCUACUCCAGUGGUCUGAUAAGCCAUGUGCUCCAAAUCUCCUGCAGAGGGACAGCUACUAUGUCUAUUCACAACAGGAGCUCAAGGAAAAACUCUACCAAGAAAUCAUUGCUUUCUUCGACAAAGGGAAAAUGUGGGAGAAGGCAAUCCUGCUAAGCAAGGAACUGGCUGACAUGUAUGAGAACAAAGUUUUCGAUUAUGAAGGCCUUGGCAAUCUUUUGAAAAAACGAUCUACGUUCUAUGAGAAUAUCAUGAAGGCGAUGAGGCCACAACCAGAAUAUUUUGCUGUUGGUUACUUUGGCCAUGGUUUCCCCUCCUUUCUCCGGAACAAGAUCUUCAUCUAUCGCGGCAAGGAGUACGAAAGGAGGGAAGACUUCAACCUGAAAUUGCUAACCCAGUUUCCAAAUGCCGAGAAGCUGAGCAGCACCACUCCCCCAGGAGAGGAGAUCAAAGCUUCUCUGAAGCAGUAUGUACAAUGCUUUAUCGUGAAACCCGUCAUGAACCUCCCACCAAACUUUAAAGACAAACCAGUUCCGGAGCAGAUUCUAAACUUCUACAGAUCCAACGAAGUCCAACAAUUCCAGUAUUCCCGGCCUUUCCGGAAAGGAGAAAAGGACCCCGACAAUGAAUUUGCAACGAUGUGGAUCGAGAGAACCACUUACACCACUGCCUAUUCCUUCCCCGGAAUCCUCAAAUGGUUCGAAGUCAAACAGGUUACAACGGAGGAAAUUAGUCCCUUGCAGAAUGCCAUCGAGACCAUGGAGCUGACCAACGAGAAGAUCAGCAACAGCGUUCAGCAGCACGCCUGGGACCGGACCCUGCCUGUGCACCCCCUCUCCAUGCUGUUGAACGGCAUUGUGGACCCAGCCGUCAUGGGCGGAUACACCAACUACGAGAAGGCCUUUUUCACAGAGAAAUAUAUUCAAGAGCAUCCAGAAGAUCAAGACAAGAUUGACCUGCUCAAGCAACUGAUCGCUCUACAGAUGCCGCUGUUGGCUGAAGGGAUUCGGAUCCAUGGGGAGAAGUUAACGGAGCAGCUGAAGCCCCUUCACGACAGGCUGACCUCUUGCUUCAGAGAGCUGCGGGAGAAAGUGGAGAAGCUGUAUGGUGUGAUAACGCUGCCGUCCUCACUGACAGAGAGAAAGCAAAGCAGGUCGGGAUCUGUGGUGUUGCCCUACAUCAUGUCCUCCACCUUGAGAAGGCUCUCGGUGACCUCGGUGACAUCUUCCGUGGGAUCUACCUCCUCUACCUCGUCAGACAGUACCUCCUCCAGGCCAGGAUCAGACGGAUCCAUCCUUGAGCCGCUGGUGGAAAGGAGGAGUUCGGCGUCCGCCAGGAUGGAAGAGCUCUCUGCUGUGGGCGAUGGUGAGAACCGGAUUAAUAAAUUCAAGCGGAAGGAUUGGAAUGUCAGCAAAUCCCAGGUUAUUGCGGAGAAAGAGCCAGAGAAUGAACUGACGUCCAAAAUGAAUAUGUCGGGGAAAGUGCCAAGACCAAAGAGUCUUCAGCUGGGAGAAACCAGACUGUCACUGCUUCAGGGUUCAUCCCUCCAACAAGCCGCACCUCUCAACCCACCGCCAAUCACGCCCAAAACGCCAAGAACCCAAAGUUUUCCUUCCUUGCAAGCCGACCGCAUAGCAGCCCUUAACGUGCAUAGCACUCCGCCCCCACCUCCACCCAAAUGCAAACCCUACGAGAACAGCAGCAGCGCGAGGAACUCUGCUGAGGUUGCUCCACUGUUGUCCAGCAAGCGAGAAGACGGGCCACCCCCUCCUCCUCCUCCAAAAGCCAGGAAAUCCAGCAUCCUUUCUUCUGACCAGGGACCGCAGUGAGAACGCCACACCUCGGACACAUUCUCCACUGUCCCAUCUGCCUACUUGUUUUUAUGCAUUUCCCAGGGAUCUCCUCCAGCUGGAAAGAAAUGACUCCACCCUGCCGUUCCCUUCCUCUGCACAAUUUCCCUUUGGGCCGUGCCAAAGCAAGCCAUUUAAACUGUGGCGAGCCUUCCCUAUUUUCGUUUCCAAACUUCUGGUUUUCCUGGUUGAGUAUUAACACUUCACAUCAGAGCUUCCAACUGGCACUGGAUACCAAAAGUCCGGUCAUCUGACCCCUGGGACUACUGCCAUCGAUCAAGCAGCAUUGAUGCUCAAAUUCUCUUCAAUAGAUGCCUGGUCUACUGACAUGUGAGACUGAUCUUGGUCAUUAAGCAGUGGCGAAUUCACCCCCUGUGAAGGACAGCUGUCGAUCCCUUCACUGCUGCAGUGGAUUAACCUGAGGAGUUCAUGAUACCAAAAGCCUGGUGAAAAGAAAACCUAGAAGAAACCUGUGAUGGGCUUUUAAUCCGAGGUUUGAUCCUCCCUUCUGUCUGGAAUUCCGGUUCUAAGAACAUAAGAACAGCCUUACUGGAUCAGGCCCAAGGCCUAUCUAGUCCAGCAUCCUGUUUCACACAGUGGCCCACCAGAUGCCUCAGGGAAGCCCACAGGCAAGAGCUGAGGGCAUGCCCUCUCUCUUGCUGUUGGUAUUUGGCGGCAUCUUGCCUCAGAGGCUGGAGGUAGCCUAUAGACACCAGAUUAAUAACCAUUGAUAUACCUGUCAUCCAUGAAUUUGUCUAAGCCCCUUUAAAGCCAUCUAAGCUGGUGGCCCUCACCACAUCCCCUGACAAAGAACUGCUUAAUCAAUUAUGCGCUGUGUGAAAAAGUACUUCCUCUUGUCAAUCCUAAAUUUCCCGACCUUCAGUUUCAUGGGAUGACCCCUGGUUCUAGUGUUGUGAGAGAGGGAGAAGAAUUUCUCUCAGUCCACCCUCUCCACUCCAUGCAUAAUUUUGUACACCUCAAUCAUGUCUCCUCUCAUUAGCCUCUUUUCCAAACUGGUCUUGCACCAGCUGCCUCAGUCUGUGCACCAGAGGUCUCGCUUGGUGAACGGCCAUCAACGGGACAUGCUCCAGUUCAGAGCCCUCCUCAAGACACACAAGAAUGUUCAGGAUUGGCUGCUCCCAUUGCAGGCAGUAAGAAGCCUCGGGAUUGGCCAGGUGAGGUCUAAUAUAAAUUUAGGAACCUGGCCUUCUGCCUUUGCUUGGUUCACUAAUCCACGGCUCCCUGACUUGAGGGACUCCAAGCUGACAACCUCAAUCCUGGUGCAGCUGCCCAUGGCCUGUGCCUGGCCCUAACAAAUUCAAGGAAUCACACCAUUGGCUUCAUUUCGUGCCUAGAUGCUUUGCUUUAUUGUAUUACAAUAUCGGAAGAUUCUUAGCUGGAUAUCCAUUGACAGCGAGGAGAGCAUCAUACCUAUGCUUGGACCAACUGUGCCCUGAUCUCAGUAUUUCUCCGUGUGUGUCACCAACACUGUAACUUCUGCGGUGGAUUCCUCAUUUUGUUUUAUGUGUCUCCAGACAUUGUGCAUAAACAGGGUUAAGUGCACUAUAAUACCACCUUUUUACUUCAAGCAUUGAUGUCCAUUUUUUCCCCUUGACAUAACUGCUGGUUACCUUAAGACUGAUCUAAAGGUGUAAUUAUCUUGUGAAUAGUUCAUUCAGAGGACAGAUCACAUAUGAUGGUGCUUCUUAGUACUGCAAGCCAAAAUCCAUUAGCCAAGACCUGUCUGCCAUUAAGAUGUCCAGUUGAACUCUUCACUAAGCCUCAAGUGUACAUAUAGUGAUGGGUCCUCCUGACCUGGACUUUGUCUACUUAUGAAAAUGCUUUGUCAAA
Hemicordylus capensis (graceful crag lizard) is the source of this 7757-nucleotide messenger RNA. It is a transcript of the gene DOCK5, whose product is annotated as dedicator of cytokinesis 5. Bases 258 to 5885 code for a protein of 1875 amino acids. Gene Ontology annotation, cellular component: cytoplasm; plasma membrane. Gene Ontology annotation, biological process: small GTPase-mediated signal transduction; cell migration. The record is from RefSeq and is a predicted model, not a curated record. Lineage: Eukaryota; Metazoa; Chordata; Lepidosauria; Squamata; Cordylidae. The transcript is spliced from 52 exons. Gene Ontology annotation, molecular function: guanyl-nucleotide exchange factor activity; GTPase activator activity; small GTPase binding.